Molecule: messenger RNA, 4052 nt
Organism: Aphidius gifuensis
Lineage: Eukaryota; Metazoa; Arthropoda; Insecta; Hymenoptera; Braconidae
Product: GATA zinc finger domain-containing protein 7-like
Exons: 8
Coding region: 410-3763 (1117 amino acids)
Biological process (GO): positive regulation of transcription by RNA polymerase II; negative regulation of transcription by RNA polymerase II; cell fate commitment
Molecular function (GO): zinc ion binding; DNA-binding transcription factor activity, RNA polymerase II-specific; RNA polymerase II cis-regulatory region sequence-specific DNA binding
Source: RefSeq, a predicted model, not a curated record
UUUCUCUUUUUCUCUCUCUGGCUCCCUUUGAGUUGAAACAAGUCGUCGUCGUCGUAACGAGUUAUUGCCUUACUCUAUGUACAUACACGAGGCUCAUACUCGAUCAUAGAGCUCGAGUUCACGUACAUGCACACGUUGACUUAUUUAUUUUUCAUUUUUUUUGUUAAAUUUUAUUAUUAUUAUUAUUGUUGUUGUUGUUAUUUCUUGUUGAACGUCGAACAAGUCACACUUUGACUUGGUCAUACUCAAACAGGAUCAACAAGUGCUCAUUAUUUAAACUUAAAAAUAAUUUUACUUGUUAAAUUAAAAACAAUAUAAAUUACAAUAAAAAAGUGUCAGUGAAUUUUAUUUUCAUCAGAUUGAGCUUUUUCAUUUUCAUAUAUAUAAUAAUUUAAAAAAUUGAAUCAAGAUGAAGUUGCGAAUACCGAAGAAGAAAGAUGAUAAUAAUAAUAAUAAAAAUGAAGAGGUAGCUGAAAAUUUGCCAGUUGAAACAACAAAAUCAUCAUCAUUAUUAUCAACAAAUGAAAUAAAUAAUUGUGUUGUAAUAAAAACAGAAGUAACAACAUCUGAUGAUACAGCUGAAGUUGCCAACGAUAAUCAAAUUGAUGAGCAAGAUGACAAUGCCAAUAAAGAUGACAACGAUAAUAAUGAUCAUGAUCAUGAUGAUAAAGAUAAAGAAAAACAAAAAACUAAUAUUGAUAUUAUUGAUGAUAAUAAUAAUAAUAAUAAUAAAGAAAAAGAAUCAGAAUUUGUUGUUGAUAAUGGGGGGGAUGAUGAUAAUAUUGUGGGCGUGCUGGAGGCGGUCCGACCGGAUAUUGAAAAUGGCUGUCUUGUUGAAUCAAAUAUUGUAUGUGAAAUACCAACUGAAAUUCCAGUUAUUUUACCAGAUCAUAUUGUUGAUCCAGUACUUAAUUAUUCAUUUCAUCAGCUUGGAUAUCAUCAACCAGAUCAUAUUAUUCACGAGAGAGAUUAUUUGAGAGCAUCAACAUCAUCACCACCAAUAUACGAAGGCGUUAACAGUGAAGAAAGUCAAGAAUUACAAAAUCAACAAAAUAUCUCCUCCCACCACCACCACCACCAUCUACAGCACGAACACCAACAUGAACAAGAACAAACCCAUCACUCAAUACUACAACAACAUCAUCACCACCACCAUCACCAUAAUCCCCACUCCAUCAACAACAGUAAUAAUCACCAUGAAUAUACAGAACUCGUUGGUAUACCAACUAAUGUAUUAGUUACAAAUACAAGUGGGGAUAGUCUGCAACAGCAACAGCAGCAGCAGCAACAUCAACAUCAACACCAAAAUCAUACAAGAAGAACAACUGAGCUCUCAGUCACAAGUGAGGAUAUACGACUAACAAGUCACAUGCAACACUCCACGAUGCAUCAUUAUACACAAGGAGGAAUCAUAUCAUCACCACCACCACCACCACCACUAUCAUCAACAACAUCAUCGUUAUCAUCUGAUACACAUUCAAAUCAUCAUCAUCAUAAUAAUAAUCGUCAUCAUAAUCAUCAUCAUCAACAACAUAAUAAUAAUAAUAAUGGCAAUCAUCGACAUCAUCAUCAUCAUCAUCAAACUGGAUCAAAUUUAUCUGAUGAUAAUGAACAUGAACGUGUUUUAAAUCAUAGUAAUAUUAAUAAUAACAAUAAUAACAAUGACACUGGUAUUAUUGGAAGUAUGAGAAAUGGUAAAAAUUUGGAAUUUCAUCUUGGUGGUUUAUUUUCAAGUUUAAAUAGUGAAAAUAAUAAUAGUCAUAGUAAUAAUAGUAAUAAUAAUAAUAAUAAUGGCAAUAUAAGUGAUAAUGAUAUUGUAACAACUGUAAGUGGACAACAAUUGGAUGAUGUAUUACCUGAUGAUACAUAUUUACAACAUCAAUUACGUGGAGAAAGAGGAGGAGGUGGUGGUGGUGAUGGUGAUGGAAAAGGAGGAGGUGGUGAUAGUGUUGGUAGUUGUAUUGGUGAUAGUUGUAAUGAUAAUGAUAACAACAACAACAACAAUCAUAAUAAUGAUUGUAUGUCACCACCAAUUAGAAAUGAUAGUUCACCAGGUUCAACAAGUAGAAGUCCAAAUGCUGUAUUAACAUCACCAAAUAGACUAGACAGUGGUUAUAGCAAUGGUGAACAAAUAAGACUACAAAAUUUUACACAUUUAACAUCAAUACAAAAUAAUAUUAAUAUUCAUGAACAACAACAACAACAACAAAAUGAACGUGUUAAUGAACAAUUAUUUAUGGAUAAUAUUUAUUUACAUCAUUCAACACCACAUCAUCAACAACAAGAGCAUGAAAAUUCAUCACCACAUUCACCAAAUGCUCCAUUAUCAAGUUCAUCUAUGUAUCGUCCGAUGAGUGGAGUAGGUGGAAUGGGUGGAGGUGGUGCAGGGGCUAAUUAUCCCCUCUCUUAUGUCACUGGAAGUCCAAAUGAACUUGCUGGUUCUCCUCAACAACUUUGGUCAUCUCAAGUUUAUCUUGUAGGAUCAUUGCCACCAUUACCAGAAGAUUAUUGUAGUAAAACAGUAUCAACAUCAGUUAAUGCAAAUCAAGCAUUACCAUCAUUUAUACAACGAUUUGAUAGAUCAAGUUUUCGUAACUACAGUCCACCAUAUGCAUCACAUCAACAACAGCAACAGCAACAACAACAACAACAACAGCAACAACAACAAGCAAGUGUUAAUGGUGCUGGUAAUAAUGAUGACAGUAAUAAUUGGCAUUAUGGAGCAACAACUGAUACAAUUGCAACAACACAAUAUAGUGGACAAAGAAAUUUACCAUAUGGUACACCAAGAAAUUCAAGACGUCAAACAACAAAUACAACAACAAUUAAUCCUCAUCAACAAUAUAGUGCUGCUGCAAGUUUAUCAGCAAUGAACAUAGAUGCAGAAUACUAUUCAGAGGGUCGCGAGUGUGUUAAUUGCGGGGCAAUACAGACCCCAUUAUGGCGACGAGAUGGUACAGGACAUUAUCUUUGCAACGCCUGCGGCCUCUACCACAAGAUGAAUGGCAUGAAUCGACCCCUAGUCAAACAACCACGACGACUGUCAGCAUCAAGACGUGUUGGUCUUGAAUGCAGUAAUUGUCGAACACAAACAACAUCAUUAUGGCGUAGAAAUGCAAGUGGUGAGCCAGUAUGUAAUGCAUGUGGACUUUAUUAUAAACUUCAUGGUAUAUCACGUCCAUUGACUAUGAAAAAAGAUACAAUUCAAACACGUAAACGUAAACCAAAGGGUGGUGGUAUGAAGACAUCAGACACACCAAUAUCUAAUAAUAUUCCAAAUUGUCAAAUAAAUAACAACAACAACAAUACAACCAACAACAACAACAACAACAAUAAUCAUCAUCAUCAUCACAAUAUUAAAGUUGAUACAGAUGCUUAUGUUGACCUAAGAAUGGCAAAUUUAUCACAAUCAGCAUAUGGUAAUUCAUUGUAUGGUGGAAGUCCACAAUCAACAAGUAGAUUAAUGCAAUCAUAUCAACAAACACCAUCAAAUUUGUAUUUUGAUAUGUAUCCACAUGAGACAGCAUCACAUUUAUCAUUGAGACAUCCAUCACCAUUACCUAAAAUUGAAUGUCCAUCACCAUCUAGCAGAGGAUCACCAACAAUGCAAUCAGCAAAUCAUUCACCUGAUCAUCAUUUAUCAGCACCUCAUAUUGUUAAUAUUGGUGGUGGUGGUGGUGGUAAUUCAUCACCAAAUGAUAAACUUAUUAUUGAUGCACAUUUAGAAAGACCAAGUGUCGUUUCAAUAUCAUCAUCAUCAUAAACUUAUAUUAAUUAUUAGAUUAUUUAGUAAACAAUAUUAUUUUUUUUUUUUUACAAUUAUUGGUGAUUUAUUUAAUUUAUUAUCCAAAAAAAAAAAACAAAAAAACAAACAGCUAUUUUUGUUUAUUGGCAUUGUUUUUUCAAAAUUAUUGUUGGUCGACUUUUUUUGAGUCAUUUUAAGAGCACCAGCUGGAACUUGGAGCCCAAAUUUAUUGAAAAAAAAAUAUAAAUUAAAUUAUCAUUUGUUUAUUUUAAAUAAUAACAGUACUCUGGAUAAAAAAAAUUAUUAU